AUGAUGGUAGAUGGGGUGAAGGAUCUCUUAAUGCGGAUGUAUGAGGCCUAUAAGAAAGAGGAACCAGUAGCUGUCCAAUCUAUUGGAGAGGCUAAUGUAGAAAGUGGAGGGGAGGUAAGAGUUGAAUGCAAUGAUCCAAGACUUAAAAAAUUUGCGAGAACAAGAAAAGAUAGAGCCGUGGUUCAAAUUAAGAAUGCGGUGGACAAGUAUUUAUUAAAGGCAGCUCAAGAUCCAGAAAUAGCAGACUUUGAUUUGCUAGAUUGGUGGAGAGAGAACUCUCCAAGAUUUCCAGUUCUAUCUAAGAUUGCAAGGGAUGUGUUUGCUGUCCCUGUUUCAAGUGUGCCUUCGGAAGCUGCAUUUAGUAUGGGAAAAAGGGUUGUGGAUCCUUUUAGGGCGUCUUUGACUCCUAAAACAGUUGAGGCCCUUGUUUGCACUAAGGAUUGGCUAAGCCAAGUGGCUUUUGACUUCAAUAAGCAGCCAAGUGAAGAUGAGCUUGAGUUUUAUCAAGCUUUGGAGAAAAUGGAAUUAGGCACUGCUAUAUUAAAACUUUGCAACAGAAUGAAAAUGAAAAAGUGGCCACUGGCUACUAAUGCUUACUGCCAAAAAUUAAAGGAAGCAUGA
Messenger RNA from Prunus armeniaca (apricot), 621 nucleotides. NCBI's taxonomy places the organism in Eukaryota, Viridiplantae, Streptophyta, Magnoliopsida, Rosales, Rosaceae. The record is from the annotation of a GenBank genome assembly.